Molecule: messenger RNA, 518 nt
Organism: Jatropha curcas
Lineage: Eukaryota; Viridiplantae; Streptophyta; Magnoliopsida; Malpighiales; Euphorbiaceae
Source: RefSeq, a predicted model, not a curated record
GUAUUUUUUGGCAUUUGCACACCAAAUUUCUUGUAUCAUAUAUACUUCUCUAUGUAAUAUAAAUAUGCCUAGUGCAAAUAUAGCUUUGGUUUAAGGCACUUUCUUUCUUCUGAUCAAGAAUGGAAAAUUACAGAAUGGAUUUGCUUUGUCUGUCAAUGGGGAUUUUUCUUCUUCUUUGCGCUAAAGCUGAUGCUUAUGACUACAACCCAUUAGGAAAUGUGAAUCUGAGUCCAUUUUCGCAGAUGAGAAGCGCAUGGGAAUGCAUGCAGAAUUUCUCAGAAGCAUGCACAUCAUCAAAGGAUGUGCUAAAACUAGAAGGAGUGGUGAAUGUAAGCAAAGCUGAGGUUCCAGAGUACUGUAAAUCUGGUGGGUGUGGAGAACAUACCAAACAUGUGCUAACUUGUGUCUUUUAUGUCAAAAGAGACUUCACGUUCGCCAAUGGUGCCACUGUUCACAACAUCACCGGCACCAUUGAACGAGGAUGUACCACCAAUUCAAGUAAGUUUUUAGCCGUUUGA